This is a messenger RNA of Manis javanica (Malayan pangolin), 1123 nucleotides long. RefSeq names its product GS homeobox 2 (gene GSX2). Gene Ontology annotation, biological process: regulation of DNA-templated transcription. The record is from RefSeq and is a predicted model, not a curated record. Gene Ontology annotation, molecular function: DNA-binding transcription factor activity, RNA polymerase II-specific; sequence-specific double-stranded DNA binding. Gene Ontology annotation, cellular component: nucleus. Lineage: Eukaryota; Metazoa; Chordata; Mammalia; Pholidota; Manidae.
CCCGCAUCCGCGUCGUGCCCGGGACAGAGCUCAGAACAGGAGAGGGGAAGGGGUGCCACGGCCGGCCGGGCCCUCCAGAGACCCACCAUUCCCGACAUGUCGCGCUCCUUCUAUGUCGACUCGCUCAUCAUCAAGGACUCUUCACGGCCCGCGCCCUCGCUGCCUGAGCCUCACCCCGGGCCAGACUUCUUCAUCCCGCUGGGCAUGCCGUCUCCGUUGGUGAUGUCCGUGUCCGGGCCAGGCUGCCCGUCCCGCAAAAGCGGCGCGUUCUGCGUUUGCCCGCUCUGCGUCACUUCGCACCUGCACUCCUCGCGCGGGCCUGCCGGCUCCGGCAGCGGAAGCCCAGGCGCGGGCAGUGCGGGGGUCGGGGCCGGCGGGGCGGCGGGGGCAGCCGGGGCCCUGCCCCUGCUCAAGAGUCAGUUCUCUUCGGGUUCUGGCGACGCUCAGUUUUGCCCGCGCGUGAGCCAUGCGCACCAUCACCAUCACCCGCCACAGCACCACCAUCACCACCAUCAGCCCCCGCAGCCCGGCUCGGCCGCUGCAGCAGCGGCUGCGGCUGCGGCUGCGGCGGCCGCGGCGGCCUUGGGGCACCCGCAGCACCACGCACCUGUCUGCACCGCCACCACCUACAACGUGGCAGACCCGCGGAGAUUCCACUGUCUCACUAUGGGGGGCUCGGACACCAACCAGGUACCCAAUGGCAAGAGGAUGAGGACUGCGUUCACCAGCACGCAGCUGCUGGAGCUGGAGCGGGAAUUCUCUUCCAACAUGUACCUGUCUCGACUCCGGAGGAUCGAAAUCGCCACGUACUUGAACCUGUCGGAGAAACAGGUGAAAAUCUGGUUUCAGAACCGCCGGGUGAAGCAUAAAAAAGAAGGGAAGGGCACGCAGAGGAACAGUCACACGAGCUGCAAGUGCGUCGGCAGCCAGGCGCACUAUGCGCGCUCAGAGGAUGAGGACUCCUUGUCGCCUGCCUCGCCCAACGAGGACAAGGAGAUUUCUCCCUUAUGAGAGACGGCCACCCACCUCUCACCGUAAGCUCCCGCCAGACUCCACAACGCCAACGCGGUGGGCACCCGGGGCCAAAACCCUUGCGAGUUUCACGGCCCCCAUCUGGAUAAGG